Molecule: messenger RNA, 1586 nt
Organism: Mollisia scopiformis
Lineage: Eukaryota; Fungi; Ascomycota; Leotiomycetes; Helotiales; Mollisiaceae
Product: NAD(P)-binding protein
Exons: 2
Coding region: 432-1424 (330 amino acids)
Source: RefSeq, a predicted model, not a curated record
CGUCAAUCCCUAAAAUGGUGACCGCGACCAGACUCGAUAUCAUAGUACGAAAAUUGCUGGAGGUUUCAUGACGGUCUCCCAAUUAAUCCGACUCUGACGGUCUUGGCAUGCUUAUUUCUGACGAACGCCGCUAGUCAGGGCUGAAGUUCAGGACCCAAAAACCUUGUCGCAUGGAGUAGCCAAUCAACAUCGGCGAGUCAACAAUUACUAAACUUCGUUGCGAAGUCGAAUAGCUUUAUAUAUAUCCGUCUGUCUCAUUCAUUCACAGAAGAAAGAAAACCCAUCAAGUAUAUAUCAUACUUGUCUCGGAAUCCAGAAGCUGUACUUUCUUCUCCAAUUACUUAAAAGGCUAUCAACCCUCCAUUCCACACUUUGCCCAUCUGAUCCCUCUCCUAUCAUUACUUAUAACUUCAUUUGCUUCUCAAGUCAACAUGUCGGCGGCACUAUGGCGAACUAUACCUCAGUUGUUCCCUGGAAAGCCCACCUUCACAGAAGCAGACAUCCCAGAACAACAUGGAAAGGUUAUCAUAGUAACAGGCGGUAAUGCAGGCCUAGGAUAUCAUCUUUGCAAGAUCCUGUACGAGAGAGGAGCUAAAGUCUACAUGCUCAGUCGCUCGCAAUCCAAAGCUGAAGAAGCCAUUACCAAAAUCAAAACCGAAGUCACAAAAUCUCCUGGCGACCUGAAAUACAUCCAUAUCGAUCUCGCUGACAUGACCACGAUCAAACCAGCAGUCCAAGCAUUCGCUGCCCAGGAAACUAAGCUCGACAUCCUGUUCAACAAUGCUGGAAUCGGAGCAGCGCCGGAUGGAAGUAAGACAAAACAAGGCUUUGAACUGUUGAUGGGCACCAACGCCAUCGCUCCCUUCCUCCUUACUCAACUCUUACUCUCAUAUCUUCAAACCGCAGCAAAGACCGCCCCAAAAAACUGCGUGCGUGUUGUUUGGACCGCUUCCCCCAUCAUUGAAGACUCGUAUGUUCCAGCCGGCGGCCUCACCGUUUCACAUCUCGAAUCCCCGCACCUCAGCAACUUCAACAAUUACGCGCUCUCAAAAACAGCAAAUUGGUAUUUGGCAUCCGAGCUCGCCCAUCGUGUGCAGAAAGAUGGGAUUGUGAGCGUAGUCCAGAACCCGGGGAACUUGAAGACUGCUGUUUGGGAUCCUGCUCCGUGGUGGAUUAGGAAACUGAUGAGCAUCACAAUGCAUCCACCAAUUUACGGAGCGUAUACCAAUCUCUGGGCCGGAGUAAGCGAGAACGUGACGCUGGAGGAUGGAGUGCAGGGCAAGUAUGUUGUUCCGUGGGGGCAGUGGCAUUCUACGCCCAGGAAAGAUCUCUUGGAUGCUUUGAAGGGUGAAGGAGAGGGUGGAACGGGGCAUGCUGGGAAAGUUUGGGCUUGGUGUGAGGAGAAGACGAGGGUUUGGGCUUGAGAUGAGAGUCCUGUUUUGAUAUUGAGGUCUUUCUCCUUCAUUUUUCAGACUUUGGGGACUUCACUUGAAUAGUUUUGCUGUCAACUUUUUGGUUUAGCUGCAUUUCAUGUCUUAAUUAGACAAACGGGCUCUUCUACUGUCAGAGACAACUCCAUUCCAAAU